AUGGAAUCGGUCUCUGUGGUGCUGGGUUCUUCACUGGGUUUUUUGAUGACUUUCUCGGGUGUUGGGGGUGUGAAUGUUCCGUUCUUCAUCUGCUUUAGGGCUUUGAGCAGUUUCUCAGUCCAAGGCUCUAUCACCUGGGAGGGUAGUAUUAAUUCACAACGUUUAAGUAUACGUUAUGGUAUGAAAGUAUCCGUUACCGCCCAGACAGGAUUCGAAUCCUUCCCGGGGAGCAACCCCCUCGAUAUCAAGGACGUCUAG
Molecule: messenger RNA, 258 nt
Organism: Sphaeroforma arctica JP610
Lineage: Eukaryota; Ichthyosporea; Ichthyophonida
Exons: 2
Coding region: 1-258 (85 amino acids)
Source: RefSeq, a predicted model, not a curated record